Messenger RNA from Momordica charantia (bitter melon), 3727 nucleotides. NCBI's taxonomy places the organism in Eukaryota, Viridiplantae, Streptophyta, Magnoliopsida, Cucurbitales, Cucurbitaceae. The record is from RefSeq and is a predicted model, not a curated record.
AUUCUUCACCGUCGAUUCGCCUUCCAGUUCCCUGCGUUUGCUCAUUCGAUGUUGAAGUUUUGGUAAUCGUUUUGGACAUCUAGUCUUCUCUAGGGUUCUAUUUCUUGUUUUUGGUUGGCGGAUGGAACCUCGCGUUGGGAAUCAGUUUCGGCUUGGCCGGAUGAUCGGUAGCGUCUCGUUCUGGGAGAUCUAUCUCGAUUCAUCUUUCUCCUUCAGUUUUUCGGCAUUCGAGGUUCUGAUUAUGGAGCCGUGUUAGAAGUAGGUUUAAGGGUUGUAUUACAUCUGCAGGUACUAAUAUUCAGACGAAUGAAGAGGUUGCAAUUAAACUCGCAAGUGUUCUGAUCUUAAUUCAACACUACGAUUCUAACUCCGCCUAGUCUGUCGAUCGGAAGUAGAAGGUAGGAGCAUUCAUGGAGGACGCGCAUUUUGAAGCCCCGAUAUUGGUCGAGUCAGAAUUCUUUUUCCCUCCUCAUCGUCGGUCGCAUUUAAGGAGCGAGACUUAUCGUACGCUAGUUCGAAUCCUUUCGCCCUUCUGCGACAACACCAAUGUUUCUCUGGCAACUGAAUUUGAUCCCCGGGAACUGAGAGCUGCUUAUAGCAGCCACUUGAGGCAUACAACUGUAGAACCAUUAGGCCAGCAGGUAGGUGAAGCUUUUGUAAGGGCAGAAACUGGAGAGUCGGGUACUGAAAAGGUGACAGUGGUUGAAGAUGGUUUGGGGAUGAAUAGUCUUGAAGAUGGAUGGUUUCAUCACUCUGAAGUGACAACGGAUGUUGUAAACGAUACAACGGCGGUAGAAAUAAGUGGGAAUGUGGGUGAUGAAAGGAAAUUUUCUGGGGCUAUUUCUCCAGGGAAUCAUUGUGUUCAUGAAGAAAAUCAUAGAGAAGAGUUAGAGGCAGAGCAUAUCGUGGAAGGAAAUAAGGUGCCUGUUGAUGAAAAUAAUAGUAACAACAUGAGGGCUUCAGAUCAGAAAACUGGUGGAAAUGAUCAAAUAUUCCAGGAAGAAAUUGCUGACCAUCAACUAGUAAUGGCUGAAGAAGAUGUGACUAUAAUCCAGAAACUUUCUGGGACUAUUAUAUUGCUCGAUGGCAACAGUAUUGGGGAUAAACCAAAAGAGGACAAUCAAGAAAACAGGCUUUUAAUGGUUGGUAAUGGCAUGCAUGAAUGGCCUGAAAGUCAGCUGAAAGAAUCGGAAUCUGAGGGCAUAGUUCCUAUGCCUGAUUUAGAUAGAUCUCAUGUUUCUAGUUUUGAUGCGAUAGAGGUGGAAGAUGGUGAAAAGUGUAGUGAAAAGGUUUCCGAGACAGAUCCCUCAUAUCUGGAGAAGGAGAUACCUUGCGAGGCUUAUGGACAGAGGAAGGCCAGUGAUGAUAAGACUAUUUCCAUGGUGGUUGAUGCCUCCAAAGUAAAGCACAAAAUGCUAUUGGAAGAUAUGCAAAUGGACAAAUGCACGAAUGAGAAUGAAGACAUUGAGGAGGGUGAAAUCUGUGGUGAUUUUUCAACAUAUGAAAUUUUGGAAGAUCCACAAGUAUUGGCUGAGAAGGUUGUUGAUAUUCAAAUCUCCGAGGAUAUAAUAAAUGGAAAUAGGCUUCCUUCAAUUGAAUCUAAUGGAAUAGCAAAUAAGCCUGCUUCCUUCUCUGACACAACCGAGUAUGCAAGUCAUGAGAAUAAAGAGGAAUCCAAACUAAAUAAUAGUAGCAUGGAGGCCGCUUAUAAGCGGGGAAGUUUUGUUUCCAAAAAAAUGGUGACAAGUACAAAUGAAGAUAAGAAUGAUUUUAUGUUGGAGGAAAGAAGAUAUAAAGUAAAGGACAGUGGAACCAAGAAGGCCAUGGAUUCUUUUAUAGAACGUGUUCGUAAUCAAGUCCUUCGCAACCAAGUUCCAAGUGAACCUGCCUCUGGAGAGAAAAAAAUUGUAUCCACAGAAAAGGAAACUGGGGCAUGCGAUAAGAAAAAACGUGGUCCUUUAUCAGAAGGGAGAAAAGAAAGGAAAAAGAUACUGAAAAGAAAGAAGCGGGCAGAGAAGAAUCGAAAACUUGGUGUGAAAAGGUUGAAGCUGCAUCCAGUAACUGUGUCUAAACCAAAACCUGUAGUAUACUGUCGUCAUUAUAUCAAGGGGAGGUGCCAAGAGGGUGACAAGUGUAAAUUUUCUCAUCAGACAAUCCCUUUGACAAAAUCCACACCAUGUAGUUAUUUCGCACGUCAUUCAUGUAUGAAAGGCGAUGACUGUCCAUUUGAUCAUCAGCUGUCCAAGUAUCCCUGUAGCAAUUUUGUUUCCAAGGGUUCAUGCCCCAGAGGUGAUACUUGUAUGUUUUCACACAAGAUUUUGCCACAAGAAGAGUCUACUAGUACCCCAAAUUUGAAAACCGAACCAAAACCACCACAAAUACUGGAUAUUUCAGACUCUCAGAAAAAACUGGAUAUCAGUGGAACUUCUUGCAAUCGAACUCCUCUGGGAGGAACUUUGCCGAAGAAACCAACCGGACUACCACCUGUUGGAAUUAAUUUUCAGAAAACGACUGGACCACCCCCUGUUGGAAUUAAUUUCCUCUCUUUCGGGAAGUCAAGUAAAACUGAACCAGUCCAGUCUUCUCAGGUGAGAAAUGAUAAUGUGGAAGGUGGGAAUGCUUUGAACCGAAGUGGAAAUUCAGACGAAAUCUUGAGGGAGAUUCUGCCAGAAACAGCACCAAAGGGGAUAAAUUUUCUGUCGUUCGGUAAAACUUCACUCAAGUCUAACAGUGAGAAAUUGGUUACAUCUUCAAGCUACAAUGAUGCCACUAUUCCAUCCGGUAAUCGGAUUGAAGUUGUUUCCAAAACUGGUCAUGAUUUCAAUGAGCUGCUGAAGAAAGUACAAAUUGCAACACCCAAGCUAACGAACCUUUUGUCUCCAAAAGCUCCAAUAGGAAAUUAUGCUCCUACUGAAUUGGCUAGCUCAUCCUCCAACUCGAAAAUGGGUUCUGAUUUAUCUGUACAGAUUAAUGAAAGCACGUAUGAUAAGUAUGGUUCGAGUGCACUAUUACCAAGGCUGCCGGGUAAUCUGAUUUCUUGUGGUCAAUCUUCUGACAGCUUAGCUUCUAGCAUGUAUAAAGGAACACCAAACUCAGCUCAGAAGGCACUAUUGUCAACAUUGGCAUUUGCGGCACAAUAUGAGUCCUUGAUGAAUAAAGGAAAAUCCAGUGGCUCUCCUGCUUUCAGUAAUGAGGGUAACAAGGAAGCUAAGAAUGAGAAUGUUGGUGGAAGUUUGCAGAAUGAUCAAGCCAAAGCUUCAAAACUUUUGAGUAUCUUGUUAGGCGUUGGAUCUAAAUCUAAUUUGUAAGAAGCCUGGUAGUAGAUUGCUGUAAACACAUCUUAACACUGGAAAAAAGGGAUCAAUCAUGCUAUAAACAUGGGAUCAAUCCUUUCUCUCGCCGUAUUUCCAGGGUUAUUCAAUCCGGUUGGAAAAGGAAAACGAUAUCGUUGGAGAAACGAAGAAAUUGGCAUCCGAUCGAACGACAAUUAUUGGAUUCUCCAGCCCACCUUGGAUAUGAUCGAUCGGUCCGAGCGACCGCAUCAGCGGAACAAGAAAAUUUUGAAGUCCCUUGGAAGUUUCCAGAAGGCAGAAGAAGAUUAAUUCCAAAAAUGGCAGAGAAUUACAAUUGGUCCCCAUCGAUAGCAAGUUGUUCAUUGUGAAGUUUAUCUUAUCCGAAACAAUAUCUCUUCAAUUUGUUGGAAGUGAGUGGAAAAUUCAAAUGGUAC